AUGCGACAAACUCAGCAGCGCCAAGGCCGCGUAGAGGAAUUGGAGCGCGAUUUGCUCUUGUUCAAGAACCAAUAUGACAAUGAUCAGCAACUUUUGCAACGAUAUGAUUCCCGAGUCAAGACCCUAGAAAACGAAAUGGCGGCAUUCAACGACAAUGCAACACAACAAGUGCUCGCAAAGAGAUUUAUGGGAGAGCUUGGCAACAAGUGCAACGAUUAG
Molecule: messenger RNA, 219 nt
Organism: Lodderomyces beijingensis
Lineage: Eukaryota; Fungi; Ascomycota; Pichiomycetes; Serinales; Debaryomycetaceae
Source: the annotation of a GenBank genome assembly